Messenger RNA from Eurytemora carolleeae, 1383 nucleotides. Its product is annotated as putative mannan endo-1,6-alpha-mannosidase C970.02. Gene Ontology annotation, biological process: carbohydrate metabolic process. The record is from RefSeq and is a predicted model, not a curated record. The coding region runs from base 1 to 1383 and encodes 460 amino acids. NCBI's taxonomy places the organism in Eukaryota, Metazoa, Arthropoda, Copepoda, Calanoida, Temoridae. The transcript has a single exon.
AUGUGGUUCUGUGGACUUGCUCCUCUCUUACUUCUCAUGCCAGGUUUUAUUGUACUUGUGUUACAACUAGUUCUAUACCUGGAGAAGGAUGGAGAGUGUGAUUUGACAAUGUUUAAAAAUAAUUCAGAAGCUUUUCGUGCUUGCCAAGCACAGUAUGCUCUUCAACAGAAUUGGUUUCCUGAUCCGAUACAGGGGUUGUUUUCGUACCAGACUUGGAACGGAAUGGAUGGUUUCUGGCAGAACGGUGUUGCUGUGGAAUCUAUGGCUAAUUCUAUGUUGUACAUGAAUAACACAAGGUAUAAAUCUGCUGUUGUGAACUCCUAUCGAUCCUUGGACCAACUUCUUCUCGCGUAUGGGCCUCAGCCCUCAUAUGACGACAUGGCAUGGUACGGAUUAGCUUACGCCAGAGUGUUUGAGAUCACUGGAGAGAAGAAUUUUUUGGAACUAAGUUUCCAAAUUUUUGAGUGGAUUUGGAGUGAGGGUUGGGAUACAAGUAUCUGCAAUGGCGGGGUUUGGUUUGAUCAAAGUCAGAGCGGUAAACAAACCAUUGAAAAUGUGCAGAUGAUUCAACUUGCUGCUAAACUGAGUCGGUUGUUAAAAAAACCAGAAUUACAAAGAAAAGCCAACACAGUUUUGAACUGGGUGGUUAAGGUUGGUUUGAUAAAUAAGACUAGCUACGAGGUAUAUGAUGGUAUAUCUCUAGAGACAUGUGAGAGAGCUGGAGACACUAAGUUUACCUACACAGCUGGAACUACUCUUGGAGGUUUAGUAGAGCUAACAAAGCUCACUGGAAACACAACAUACCUCGCUCUCGCACAUAACGUUACCAAAAGUGUUCUGAAUACCAUGACUCUCAAUAACACUCUAAUGGAACCUUGUGACCGAGAUGCGUCCUGUAACUUAGAUCAACAAAUAUUUAAGGGAAUUUUUAUGAGAAAUCUGAAAUACUUGAUUGACUUUGAUGCUAAUUCUAGUUUUGUUCGUGAAUACAACAAGUUUAUAGAAGCUAAUAUAGAAACAAUGUUUACACAUGCCUCAUGUACUCCGGGUGGAGUUAAUUCUACAACUUGUCAUAUAAUAUACUUGAACGGAUCUCCUUACAAUUCUGCAACAGGACCAGUUUUUGAUUCAGUCUGGAGCGGUCCAUUUCAUGAAUCUCGUCCUAUCCAGCAAACUAGUGCAUUAGAUCUACUCUUGGCAGGUAUCCAGGCUACGGUGGAGUGUGUCGGAAAGAAAUGUGAGUAUGAUCCUGCUCCUCCUCCUCCUCAUCAUCUGACUUGUGAAGAUGAUCCUUGUCCAGUAGGACAGGAUUGCUGUGAAUACGAAGAAGAAUAUGCCUGCUGUAAUACAUAUCAGAAAUGUCAGGAUGGAAUAUGUUUGUAA